AGGAGGCCUGUGUCAUUUAUCUGUCUUGUUACAUCGGCAUGGGCUGUGUUUCUCAAGCCAUUUAAUCACGUGCUCCUAUGCUGCUCGUCUCGAGAGAACAGAGCGGAUCUGAGCACAGAUAACGUUCCGGUGCAUAUUUCUGAGCGAGAGGCAGGAUUGGAGGCGUGGCCGUUUAUUUGUCGUUUUGUGAUAUGAACUAGUUGGAAUGGUGUUUUGGAGGCUUGCUUUUGCGGCCUAUAAAUCCCACUGCAACACAGAAAAUGUUGCAUCUUAUUUGCUGUCAUGCACAAUUUAUAACCAAAUAGGGAGACUCCAGGCUCCCUUAAGCUGUGUUCUGUGGCCAGUGUUAAGUAGGGCAUGGCAAUGCCAUGUUUUGUGUUUUGCAGGGAUAACUUUUUUCAAGAAAUGAGUGAUGGGAAUGAGGAAAGCAGAGUAACACAUCCUCAGGAUAUGUAAACAAAUGGGGUGAUCCCUAGAUUUUGACACUUCCUCAAAGUUGGUGGAGGGAGUGGGGGUAGGGUAGAGGAGAGGCUGGAUCCCCUCAACUGAAUCAGUAACUACUCCCAUGGUCUGCAUGCAUAGCUCAUCUUUUAUAACAUUAGGUCCCUGCAUUGAUUAACACACAUGAAGCCAGAGGAUUCAUUCCUCCUGGUUCCCAAGCUUCUGUGGCAUUUAGCAUCUUCUGUGGCAUUUUGUUAGCAUUUAAAAGAAGUUAAGUAGAUAGGGCUGCCAAAAAGAUUUGCUUAUUUUCAUUUUCCAGGAAAUAAAAAAUGUGUUUAUUUAUCAUAGGAAGCUUUUCUAACCUAAUCAAUAACACAUAAGAUCUUUUCAUUGCUGCCCACUAUCCUUGAAUGUGUAGCUGGGAACUGAAGUGCAGUAAUGCAAACUAUCAAUACACAUACAUUUUUGAUCAGACCCAUGUUAGGGUCAGAGUUUUGCUCAAUUAUUGAAGCAUGCAUUAGAAAACUCCUAGUAAAAAUAAGACUGAGCAAAUCCAGACAGUGUGCUAUAGCUUUCUGUACACUUAACAAAUAAAUGUGUUCAUUGUCCAGACUGUUCCAGCACAUUAUACUGGAAUUUGUCCACUGCAGUGGACAAAGAUGAUGCUGCAUAGCUGAGUAUGUUUUAAUUCCACUCACCACACAUUGAAGUCGUCUGAGGGUACGGGACGCUUUUGGAGGAUCGUCCAGUCAUCAUGGACCGUUUUGAAUGGAGUGACUCGGCGCUUCAGUUUGCUGAGUCGGAACUGUAUCAGCAAAAGAACGUGCAGCUUUACGACGGUGACAACAAGACAGAUUUCGACGGGGGCUUGCUGAGUGUGACAAACCAUCGGCUCCUCUGGCGCCAGUCCAAUGGAUCGUGUUUGGCGCUCCCACUGAAGUACGUUGUGCUGGCGGAGAAGGAGGACCACACCUUCUUCCACAGUGACAAGAUUCAGAUGCAUCUGUCGGCGCCCGCUGCGGACAAGCCCGGGGGUCCGGUGAACAAGAGCAGCCACAACCACGUGAAGUUGUCGUUCCGGUCGGGCGGUAUGCACGAGACGUUCCAGCGGCUGGAUGAAGCGAUGAGGCGACAGGACUGGGUUCGGACGGGCAGCUUCUCGGCCACCACAUCCGGUGACAAGCGCGGCUACCGAGCGGGCAUCGUCGGCAUCGAGAAAAAGCUGGUGGCGGAGCAGCAGCAGCAAAGCCAGAACAUUACGGACGCCUUCCGCGACCUCACGAAGCUGAUGGAGGCGGCGCGCGAGAUGGUGUCUCUUUCGCGCCAGAUCUCCGCCAAGAUCACAGAGCGACAGGGGGGCAUCAGCGAGGACGAGACAGUCCGCUUCCAGUCUCAGCUGCUCAGCCUGGGCGUCGAUGACCCGGUGACACGUGGCACGCACGGCAGCGGCGACCGCUACCACGUCGAGCUGGCGCGCCAGCUGGCCACUACGCUGGAAGCGCCCGUGCGCGCCGCAGGCGGCAUGAUGACGCUCACCGACGCCUACUGUCGCGUCAACCGCGCGCGCGGUCUCGAGCUCAUCUCGCCCGACGACCUGCUGGCGGCCGGCCAGCAGAUGGCGCCGCUGGCGCUGCCGCUGCGCCUGCACGAGCUGCCGUCGGGCGUGCGGCUGCUGCAGCUGGCGGAGCUGGACCAGGACGCCGUGGCCGAGGCCACGCGCCGCCGCCUCGCCGAGGAGGGCUCGCUGACUGCGCAGCGGCUCGCCACGCUCGAGGGCGUGUCCGUGCUGCUGGCCAAGCAGCGCCUGCUUUUCCUGGAGACCAAGGCCGGUGCCUGCCGCGACGAGUCAAUCCAGGGGCUCGUCUUCUACCCCAACCGCUUCCUCGAGGAGCCCGAGGCUGGUUAGGGGUGGCGUGCGCGAGGCGAUCGCCAGCGAAGGUCCCUCUCAGAUGGACGGGGUUAGAUACGAUUGGUUCUCGUGUGUGCUGAGGUCUGCUUUCUUUACUGGUGCUGAACCUGAGUUCACAAGAAUGAGGGGUGUUAGUGUGAUGUGUGUAUUGUCUGUUAUUGUGCUUUGCGUAUGUAGCUACCGAUUGCGACUGCGAUAGCACUGCAUUGCGGUGACUGUCCGCUUUUUCCUACUUGAGUCAAUAAUUUCUCGUGAAUUAACAUGCUCCCAUGCUUAUUAUACUUUUUGUGCUGGUGCAAGCAGAUGAAAUCACUGGGUGGCCUCGAUGGCAGAUGAAUGCCCGGAUAUAUCUGUACAUAUUGGCUGGAAUGAUUGACAGUAUUCCUUGUUGAUGACAAAGCUACUGACUGGAGACAAUGCGUUCGUACUUCAUGGCGAUCGGAGUGGCAAUACUGUCCCUCGUCCUUGUUCGCUGCAUUGCAUCGCCACUUGAGUGAUAUGGUGAGGCCGAGGGGAAGCAGACGUCGUGCUUUGCUGAUCGUCGCCGAAGCACUCAAAUAUAAAGUC
This is a messenger RNA of Pollicipes pollicipes, 2917 nucleotides long. RefSeq names its product vacuolar protein sorting 36 (gene Vps36). Bases 1196 to 2347 code for a protein of 383 amino acids. The record is from RefSeq and is a predicted model, not a curated record. The transcript is spliced from 2 exons. Gene Ontology annotation, molecular function: ubiquitin binding; phosphatidylinositol-3-phosphate binding. Gene Ontology annotation, cellular component: ESCRT II complex; late endosome membrane. Gene Ontology annotation, biological process: protein transport to vacuole involved in ubiquitin-dependent protein catabolic process via the multivesicular body sorting pathway. Lineage: Eukaryota; Metazoa; Arthropoda; Thecostraca; Pollicipedomorpha; Pollicipedidae.